UCUAUGCAACAAGUUAUUAACUAUUUCUCGACUUUUAUGUUUUUGACGACUCUUUUAAACUUAAGUAAAGUUUGCCAAGAGCAGGGUAAUCAAUAUGUGGCAUGAGGCACCAGAGCUGGUGCUAAAACAUAUCUUCUGUUACCUUGAGGCUUCUGAUCUUCAUGCUGUUUCCUUGACAUGCCGGUUAUGGCAUCAAGUGGCAAAGGAAGAUGCUGUCUGGAAACAACUUGUUCAGAGAUUAUGGAAAAUUAAGGGACUAAGUUUGCCAUCAGGAAGAAAUUCAUGGAGGAAUGAGUUUCGACGUCUAACAUAUGAAACACCCACAUCCCUCAGUGAAACAUUGCAUGAACACACAGAUGAAGUUCUAGAUGUCAGCUUCUCACACAAUGGGAAACUGUUCUGCACUACUUCCAAGGAUGCAACUGUGAAGGUUUGGGAACUUGGAUACCCUACAAAAAUAAAGCACAAUGCAAAGAUGUUGAUUUUACUGGGCUGGAAUCUGACACAGUUUUCCAUAUUUAAUAAGAGUGACAGCUUCUUGUGUGUAUGUGGUGUUCAGUUUGGGGGAACUGUUGGGAACUAUUUUCCCAGCUCUUCUGGUAGAGCAGCAGUAUUCAGAACCAGUGAUUUUAAGAUAAUGCAGACUAUGAUGAUGGAGCCUCCUCAACUGUUUGCUGAUUGGUAUGAUGACACUACAGUAUUAGGUGGUUAUGUUGAAGAGAAUCAAACAAUCCUUCACAUUAAAGCUUUCAAGGUGAAAGAAGAGGGAACAGGAAAUAUUCAAGAACCAGUUUCUGGACAGAUUGUGUACAGUUUUGAUACUGAUCAUCAUCACACUAUGAACCUCCUUGUGGCAGAUCUUCCUUGUGAACAUCAGUCACAUGAUCAGUCGUGUUACCAUAUUUUUACAGCUCAUCAGAAAAUGAAAGGAACCCAGCAUGUUAAAAAUGGAAAAAUUAAAGAAACCGAUUCAGUAAUGAAUAAAGCAUGCUCUUGUGAAAAACAAAAAAUGAUGAUAUUUGUAUGUGGGCAACAUUCUGGUUUAUCAAUUCAUGAUGUGACAAAUUUACACAAAAAGAUUAGUAAUAGAAAUACCAGGCAGAGUGCUAACUCUAGGCUACCGAAUAACAGUGCUAAAUCAGCCAUUAACAAUAAAGUAAGACAGGCAUCAGGAGCAUCAGGAAGGUCAAGACAAGGUCAAAGAAAUCAAAGUGAGGCUAAUUCCACAGGGGGUCCUGGUACCUCAAGAGAGCUUCCUGGAGCUUCAGUUGUUGAUAAACCCACUCACUCUCCAUCAUUUGACAAGUAUUACAUAUCUGGGAUGAAACUCUCUCAAGAUCACAGGGAACUGUACUUCAACCACAGAGUGUGCCAUUAUGAUGCAUUUGAUGAUGAGGGUUACCCAAAGAUAGAUUCAGAAAUAGUUAUAGAUAAAUAUGACCUUGUCAACAAAACUCACACCAAAGAUCUUCUCCAGGGUCACAAAGCUUUCUCUAAGUAUCCUGCCUGGUACAUCUGUCUAGACAUUAAUCAGGACUACAUUGUCAGUGGUAGUGAGGAUGGACGUGCUUACCUGUGGGACAGACACUACCUCUGUUUUCUAGGUCAUCUACCCCACAGCAUUAACCCAGACAUCGUGAUCAAUGGCACUACUUUCUGUCCCACUGACAGUGAGUGUGUGGUCACUGGAGCAGAUGAUGGAAUCAUUCAUGUGUGGAGGUCACCAAGAAGACAUGCAGAACUAGAAAAACAGCAAGGACUGGUGGCUAUGGAUAUGUGAAUUACAUUGAACUUUACAUGAAAAAUGCAAAAAUUAAUUGAUGUUUGUAUGGAUCGAGGAGUCCUCAAACUUUUUUUUAGGAAGUUUUUAAACUGCACACUAAAUUGUAUUUGCUGACUAGGUCAUUGUAUCAACCAUAGAACUUACGAAAUGUGGACUUCAAACAAGACUGCUGAUAUCCUUGUUAAAUGUGUUGAAAAACGAUCAGGAUUUGUAAAUUUCCUGAAAGACAUCGCUGCAUUCAGCCCGUAAAAAAUUGAAGUCUGUCAGGGUCCCACAGCCACAAGUGUGGACUCGGAAACCGACGUUGUAAGGCCAAAGUUUUUUUUCCUUUGGUUUACGAUUCCGCCGACCAUAAUUUUUACCAAUCAAUGUCUUUCCG
This is a messenger RNA of Saccostrea echinata, 2162 nucleotides long. Its product is annotated as F-box/WD repeat-containing protein 5-like. The record is from RefSeq and is a predicted model, not a curated record. Gene Ontology annotation, molecular function: protein binding. Gene Ontology annotation, biological process: protein ubiquitination. Lineage: Eukaryota; Metazoa; Mollusca; Bivalvia; Ostreida; Ostreidae. Gene Ontology annotation, cellular component: SCF ubiquitin ligase complex; Cul4-RING E3 ubiquitin ligase complex. The coding region runs from base 95 to 1780 and encodes 561 amino acids. The transcript is spliced from 8 exons.